Molecule: messenger RNA, 4107 nt
Organism: Amphiprion ocellaris (clown anemonefish)
Lineage: Eukaryota; Metazoa; Chordata; Actinopteri; Pomacentridae
Product: rho GTPase-activating protein 12-like
Exons: 19
Coding region: 308-2995 (895 amino acids)
Biological process (GO): signal transduction; regulation of GTPase activity
Cellular component (GO): cytoplasm
Molecular function (GO): protein binding
Source: RefSeq, a predicted model, not a curated record
UGAAGGUAGUUGCCGAAGUUGUCGGGGCAGGCGAGAGUCCACGGGAGCGAGCACUGCUGUGGAUUACACCGGCUGGGGAAGAACCGGAGGGACGGGAGCAAACUUGACAAGCGCACAACUAGUUUCGCACCACGGUCGAUCGACGGGAGUUUAACGGCGAUUUUAACGUCACCCUAGGAGCACCGGAGAGCGUGUUUUCUGCCCUCCGAGGACCCGUAGAGGAGGUAGGUGAAGCUCCGCAAAUGAAGCCAUGGUAACAGAUUUUUUCCUCCUGUGGUGAACUGCCUGGUGGAGAGUCAGAGGCAUCAUGGCGGAAUUGCCUAUUGCCCCGGGCCAGGUCUACAUCGAGGUGGAGUAUGACUACGAGUACAAGUCCAAGGACCGCCUCAUUACCAUCCGGCAGGGGGAAUGCUACAUGCUGGUUAAGAAAACAAACGAGGACUGGUGGCAGGUGAGGAAAGAGGAAGGGACUAAAGCCUUUUAUGUACCUGCUCAGUAUGUCCGCGAAGUUCGCAAAGCCCUCAUGCCUCCUUCCAAACCCAUCCCACAUCCUCCUGCCAACACCGGCAACACGUCUCCACUUAGAGCAGGUUCACUUUGGGUAAAACCAUCAAAUCUGGAGCUGGGACUCCACGAUCCGCCCGCCGAGAACCUCCACAGACGUGAGUCCAACUAUCGGCGCUCUCCUUCAGCACAAACUGCCUCUUCGGGCAACUUUAGUCCUCCCAUUCCACGCAGGGACAGUAACCACCACCAUCACGCCCCCACCACUCCCACCGACCACGACAGAUCUCUGGCUGAAAUCCUUGUCCACGGUGGCGGCCCCCAGCCCUCUUACAAAGGGGGGUCCAGCACUCUGCCCCGAACCCGAGCCAGAUCCCCGGAGAUGGUCAGGGCCCCGCUAGACGUGGACAACACCCAACACUGUGACUCUGCGGGGGAAGAGAGGCGCACCAACGACUCCGAGUCUGGAGACGAACUGAGCAGCUCUUCCACCGAACAUCUCCAGACGGUAUCUUCGUCAGGCCAGGGCCGCUCCGAGUCGCCCGUCUACACUAACCUCCAAGAGCUGAAGAUCACCCAGAGCAACCAGCCUCCUCCGCCCUCUGGCUCCCCCCUCCAUGUCUUUGGUGACUGGGAGACCUACAAGGACCAGAAUGGCAGACACUUCUACUACAACCGAUCCACCCAGGAGAGGACCUGGAAGCCGCCUCGAACCAGGGACACCAGCACCGGGAACUCAAGAGGAGACAGCCACAGCACUGGGGAGAGCUCCGAGACCACCCCUCUCUCGCUCUCCCCGUCUUUCCUUCCCUUCCUGUCGCUCUCCAUUGGUCGGCUGCAGCCUCUGUCGUCGGAGGACACCUGCUUCAGUACCUACUCGAGCCAGUCGGACAGCCAGUAUGGCUCGCCGCCGCGUGGCUGGUCGGAGGAGAUGGAUGAGCACGGCCACACGCUGUACGUCAGCGACUAUACUAACGAGAAGUGGUUAAAACACGUUGAUGACCAGGGCAGACCUUAUUACUACAGUGCAGAUGGCUCCAGGUCAGAAUGGGAGCUCCCAAAGUACAACCUCUCCCCUCCUCAGCCGACCGGAGACGCUCCAAAGAGUCGCAGUCUGGACAGGAAACAUGUGGAGCCCAUCGUCUUGACCAAAUGGAGACACAGCGCCUACGUCCAAGACCCAAACGACAAGCGGCUGUUCAAAACCAGGCGUUUCCGUGCAGGCUCUGCCCGCCCUCACCCGUACAAACACCAAGAUGCUCCUCAGGGCUACAAGCCCCCCUCUCCCGACUCCGACUCCUGCCCUUCGUCUCCAAAGCCCCCCGCCUCCCCGUCUGAAAAAUGUGGAGUUCUAAACGUGACAAAGAUCACUGAACAUGGCAAGAAAGUACGGAAGAACUGGACUUCUUCCUGGACCGUCCUCCAAGGUUCAUCGCUGCUGUUUGCUAAAGGACAAGGAGGCGGGACCAGCUGGUUUGGAGGCAGUCAGUCCAAACCUGAGUUCACUGUCGAUCUAAGAGGUGGCUCGGUCGAGUGGGCCUCUAAAGAUAAGUCCAGCAAGAAGCAUGUUAUAGAGCUGAAGACUCGGCAGGGCACCGAGCUGCUGAUCCAGUCGGAAAACGACGGCCUCAUCAACGACUGGUUUAGAACGCUGCAGGACACCAUCAGCACCCACGCUUGGGAGUCUGAUGAGGCGAUUGAAGAGGACAUGCCUGAGUCGCCUGGUGCAGAGAAACACGACAAGGAGAAAGAACACAGAGAUUCCAAGAAAGGCAGAGCCAUGAAGCCCUCCACCAGCAUGGACGCCUCGGACAACAAGAAGACCAGACACAAGCUCAAGAAGUUCCUGACCCGCCGUCCGACCCUGCAAGCCGUCAGAGACAAGGGAUACAUCAAAGAUCAGGUGUUUGGCUGCAGUCUCUCCAGUUUGUGUCACCGGGAGAGCAGCACGGUGCCCGUCUUUGUCAAAAUGUGCAUUGACCACGUGGAGAACAACGGUCUGUGUGUAGACGGGCUGUACAGAGUGAGUGGAAACCUGGCUGUCAUACAAAAACUACGCUUUGCCAUCAAUCACGAUGAGAAGGUGAAUCUGGCAGACGCAAAGUGGGAGGACAUCCAUGUGACCACCGGAGCUUUGAAGAUGUACUUCAGAGAGCUGCCCGAGCCGCUCUUCACCUACUCUCUCUUCCACGACUUUGUCAGCGCCAUCAAGCUACCCGACCACAAGCAGCGAGUUCAGUCGAUCAAAGAUCUGGUCAGACAGCUGCCCAAACCCAACCACGACACUAUGCAGGCUCUCUUCAAACACCUCAGGAAAGUGAUUGACUACGGCGAGGAGAACCGUAUGACCACCCAGAGCAUCGCCAUCGUGUUCGGCCCGACGCUGCUGCGACCCGAAACGGAGACCUGGAACAUGGCGGUCCACAUGGUCUAUCAGAACCAGAUCGUGGAGCUUAUACUGCUGGAGUAUGAGAACAUUUUUGGCAGGUAGAUGCCAGAGGACGAGCCUUUUUUUUUCUUUUUUUGUUUUCCACUUCCAGUGCAGAGCUCUUCCUAACCCAAGCAUGGCCCUGCCAAAAGUCAUCCUGGCCCAGCUCGGCUCGGUCCAGUCCGGCUUCUCUUCAUCUCUACCCAACCUGGCUUUACUGCUAUUAACCGGCUUCUCCGAUCUUCCGGACCAGCACACAUGAACCAAAACGUAGAACUAGUGACCAACAAGUUUUAGACUGUUUGCACUUUUCAGCCUCUCGUUUUCUUUCUGCAGCUGCAUUUGUGCCACUUUACUGCAAAGUCCUUCUGUCCCGACACUGGAUUAAUAAAACUGGUAAGACGUGGGCCGAACGAGCUUCGACAGCUGCACAGACUGACUGAGACCAAAGGAGCAGCAGAAGAAAAGCCUCAGCCGGCUGAACUGCAGACGAGGCGUCAGUAUUGGAGGCUUGAGAUGCUGGAUGCCACCUGUAUGGACUGUACUGUAAAUGUCUCUGCUUAUAGUCACUCCUGUGUGAACCACACUGGGGAAGCAACAGAAGAAACCAAACUGCUGAAUUCUCACCACCCUCAGCUUGGCUUUAGGCGUUUAUACACUAAAAGGUGAAGCUAGAACAAGGGGAAGAACAUGUCCGCUUUCUUUUUAUUUUACCGAAUCUCCAUUUUCUACCAUUUUCUUCCUGAUUAACAGGACCGAGGUCCUCUGAACACAUAAGAGGUAGUCGCCACUCUGUAUUAUAUCUGCACGCCACCUUCUCAGUUUUAGAACAAAUCAUCUCACAGCAGUCAACUUGAAAAAACAAACAAACUGACGGUACUGAGCUGUGUCUUUCCUUCAUGUAAAAUGUUCGGGCGAGCAGCCUUUCGGACGUCUCCACUGAUGAAUCUGUACAGUGUUUAUGUGUGCGCAUGUGAAUGGGAGGGUGGAUGAAUUAAUGGAUGAAUGAAUUUAAAGACAAUAUAUUGUACAAAUAGUAAAUGUAAGUACAUAUGCCUGGAGCGACACGGAUGUGAUACGAGGGAGAAAUCACUAUUUUGUGAUCGUUGUAAAGUGGGAUGUGGAGGUUUACCUGUUGGCUUUAUCGAACUGGAAUAAAAACCUCUAAUAAGAGA